GCUAAUUCGGACUGCAAUGUCUACAUAUAUUUCACCGCCGCAAAUUAGAUGUUUAAAUAAUCGAUAUAAAUUUGCCAAUUAUCCAAUUGUUAUUUGAUUCAUCUGCUAGACUGGUCCGGAUAACGAUGAAGCGGAUACAGUGUCGCGCAGAAGAGUAUAUUCGGUACUGGACAUGACUAUAUCGCUAGUAGAUGAAUAUAAAAAUGAUAAAUACGAAGUGUACACAGAAUGUAUAAUUGAGUUCAUCUAGUAAAUGGAUUCACAACUCAAAAAGCACCUAAGCUAACUACCUAGUAGAUACGCACAAGACAUGACUAAGUAGAACGAUGUCGAUGAUUACUACAACCUUGGAAGGAAGAAUGGAACCUUAACCGGCACUACCGUUUUCGGUUCGGGAGCUACCUAGGUAGUUCCAUUUUCAAUCGUACAGCACGUGACUUGAAAAUACCCAAUAGGGAAAUUCCUUUCAACAAUAGAAAUGGGAUGAAUCAGGAUGCAGGAGAAAGCUUGCUGAGCUUGAUGAAAACCGCGAAAGUACAGCAGAAACUGUUGAAAUAUGACGAAUAACGAACACGUGCGACUUUCCAUGCACAACCAGCUGGAAUUGUGGCCUUUUUCACAGAAGGAAACAUGACACGAUACAUACCUAGGUAUAUCAGAUCUCAACACUUUCUUCCAACAUACCAAUCCUCCUCCAUGUUAUUUCAUGCAUACUUUGGAAGUUCGACGGUGAACUGCGAAUUUGCGCAGUAGGCGUGUUCAUGUUGACAACAACGUCUCGUUGUUGGCCUUGCCCAGAAUGUUCUAGAGUACCUAGUAGGCAUGAAUGUGUUGGUUCAAAUGCCCGUCUUCAUGCUGGACGUGUACGGUCCCAUGCUAUUGGAGGAGAUUUGAGUAUGAAUCGCGAUUCAUAUACAAGGAGGUGAUGCAGGUCUAUGAUCGGGUUGAGGAUAUAACUUUGCUCCUGGGGAUGAUAACGAUAUUAUAUAAAUAGUAAAAUUCAGACAAGAUAGAUAUGGCUGGUGGUGAUCGUUUGAAAAUGAUCCAUUCAUCCAUCAAUGAUUGAUCAAUCAUUUCAUUGCCCCAGGUUUUCUUUGGUGGUGGGUGAGUGAUGUGGUUCUGAUGUGGUUCACCGUUCACCAUUGUGGUCGAGUGCUUACUAAUGUCAUGGAUUAUCGGUCUUCAAUCGAAUCUUCCACCGAAGAAAUCGAAAAGCGCAAGGUAACCUUAACCUAUCUUGGAUUUCAGCCUCUGAUAAACUUUAAUGCUUAAUCCUACACAAGUAAAGAGCUAUCAACCACAUCAUACCUUCUUCUAAUCUCAACACAUACAAUCCCGGUGUGCAGGUUUCGCCUUUUUACAAUUCCCUCUACAUCAGAACAUAGAAGUAGAUCCCCGUCGCUAUCGCACAUAACUUUCCAUUGAGCGCGGGCGCUGCAUCAUACCCCGUUUGGACGCCACUGCAUGAUCUGUCACGAAUUCUUUCCCUUGACUACUUUCCUAAGAUCGCCCAUCAACCCGUCAAACCUCAGCCGAUACGUUUAAUAGCUCUUCGAAAUGGGUUCCCGCCAACGCAGAGAUUUGGUUGCAAGACGAAGGCGGGUUGAGGACGAAGGCGAUGAUGAAGGAGCUCAAGAUAUUGCUGAACUUGAUGAUGACUCUUUGUCAGAAGGCUCGAUAAUUAGUGAGGACGAAGAUAUUCACGAGGGCGACGAACCUAUCGAUGGCGGCAUUGCAAAUAAUGAGACGUCCGAGUCGAACAAGAUGAACGGGAAUGGAUCUAAGCUGAAUGGCGGACAAACAAAAGCUAGCAAUGGUACUACUGAAGCUUCAAAGUUCAUAAAUGGUGCCAAUGAUAUGGAAAUGAUGGUUAACGGACCCAAAAGCUCUGAACCGGUACAAACAGUACAAUUUGAAGACUUUCGAGAAGACGAGACCAAAGACACCCCUUCACCGGUUAUCGUCACAUCUACUGCUCAAAUGGAUCGACAACAAGAACAGCCUCAUGAAAGACGGAGGAGAGAACAUGAAGAAUACAAGAAAAAGAGAGAUGCGGAUCCAGCGUUUGUGCCAAAUAGAGGAGCAUUCUUUAUGCACGACCAUCGUCAUGCUGGUCCUGCGGCGAAUGGUUUUAGGCCAUUUGGCAGGGGCAGAGGUGGUCGGGGUCGGCCCGGUAUUGGAGGGCCAUAUGCACCUAUCAAUCACAUUUCACAACCUCUGGAACCCACCGAUGUUCAAUGGGCACACGACAUGCACGAAGUAAUAACUGAACCCGUACCAAUAUCUACAAAUGGAGCUUCGAAUGGAUCCCAAAGAUCAGCUCCAGCUCCAAAAUCCGCACCUCUCAAUCGAUCACUUUCCACUACGAAGCACAUUGGAAAUGUACAAAUCCGUGUGUUCUUUGGAGAUAUGGAAAACCCUGUAUUAUUUCCUGGAAUUCCAGUGAAGCAAUAUACGCGUCUACCUGAUCAUCGACCACCACUUCGUCGAGAUAAACCUGUUCGAAUAUCCUUACCUGACCAUCCACCACGUUACAUAUUUCCUGCUGUCGAUAGAUCAUUCAUAUUCAUCCCAAGAGCUAUGCGACCUAAUCAACAAGGGUUUGGUGGACGUGGCAGAGGCAGAGCUGGUCUUGGAUCCGUCGGUGGUUAUUCGAGACGUACAAGCGUUUUUGGUGGUAGCGUUUACGGAAGUACUUACACUCCAAGCGUUGCCAUGAGUCGUCGUUCGUCCCUUGCACGAGAGGUCAAUCGAGAAAACCUUAUUUCACCCAGUGGAUCAACAAUGUCUAGGCCACAAAUGUCGAUGGAUUCAUCAAGGCCUGUGGUAAAAUUACCGCCAUCAAGCCAAGCUGCACAACCUCAACAAUUUCAGGCACCUGAGUCUGGAGUAGCUAAUGGAUCUUCACAAGUCUCUUCUCUCGACAAUGUUCCACAACCUCAAACCUAUCCUCUCCCCCAGAAGCCAACCCUUCGGGAAAACCGUCCAAAUACAAUUCCAAUGCAUCAACCUCGACCUCAGAAGACCGUCUCUGUGGCCGACAUUGAAUCACCCGCAUCCAUGUCAUUCAAUCCUCCCCAGCAAAGCCAACAGCCAUUUCAUCAACAAGUUCCCAUUCAAAUCAAUGGAAACAGUUAUUCGCAUGAUAACGUUCAACAUUCCCGUCAACCAUCCUAUCCAAGUCAAGCUUCAACUGGUACACCAUUAUCACAAAUUCCAGAAAGAGCUAUCCACGCACCAGCUUUCCAACCUAACCCCUAUCAACAACCAGCCUCCAACUACUACCCACAAACUUACCCCGUUUUGCAGCCCCCACAAGGAUAUUACUACCCUCAAACCUUUAAUGCACCCAUGGCCUCAACAGUUGGUACGACUCCUUUUGUACCCGCACAACAGCAGCCACAUCAAACAUAUAAUCCACCUGCACCUCAGUCCGCUGAAGCUUCGACUUCACAAGCACCUCAAAAUUUGGUUGCUCAAGAAGUCAAUGGAAUGGUGUAUUAUUAUGAUGCUGCGCAAAUUCCGGCCGUUCCAAGUUUUCCAGCCGGCUAUCAACAACCUCAACAAUAUCCUAUGCAACAAGUAGGAGGUGUAGUAGGAAUGGGUGGUAUGAUGACACCAAGCCCGGAUGGUUUCUACUAUCCGCAGCAACAAGGUGUGGUGUAUUACACACAAUAAUGACUGCUAUAACUACUCCCGUCAAAGCCUGCUUUCACGAUUUGCAAGUCACACCUUUUUAGUCUCUCUUAAUGCCUUCAGCUAUUUUAUUCGUAUUUUCUGAAGCGUUUGCUUUUUAUCGUCUCUUGUGGUUAUGAAUGCGAAAAAAAAAAGAUAUAUCAUUGUUCAUUCUUCAGAAGCAACGGCUUGAUUUCUCAUAUCAUGUUUUUGUAUUAGGGAUGGCAAUUCAAUUCUUUUGAUCUGGUUGGCAUGGUUUUUUUGGUUGCAAGUUAGAGCUUCUGCUAUGCUUUUCGGGUCUACCCUCUUGCAUUUCGAUCUUUUCGAUCAUUCGGUCUCUGAUUCAAAUUUCUCGUCUUGGUACGGUGUAUUUUCUCAAUGAUAAUGGCCCCUGAUGUUUCGAUUGGAACAACGAACGAAUGGAUAUCUCUUUCGGGUGGACGUACGGUUGUGGGAUGGCCUUCUGCAUUGGAUCGAAACUUAUGUUUGCUGUUAGCGAGCGGGUGGAGUCAUGGAUAGGUUGCGAUAGCAAUAGUAGGAGCGGGAGUCGUCAAGUUAUGAAGUAGUGGUAGUAGUAUUACAUAGCAAGAAUUAUUGUGAGUGGAUGAACAUGUUCGCGGAUUGAACGAGGAAUGGAUAUGUUGUCAUGUCCACUUACGAUACAUCAAUUGAAUUACCCUUCUGAUGAUUA
Molecule: messenger RNA, 4366 nt
Organism: Botrytis sinoallii
Lineage: Eukaryota; Fungi; Ascomycota; Leotiomycetes; Helotiales; Sclerotiniaceae
Exons: 2
Coding region: 1558-3678 (706 amino acids)
Biological process (GO): mRNA processing
Cellular component (GO): exon-exon junction complex
Molecular function (GO): mRNA binding
Source: RefSeq, a predicted model, not a curated record